Chironomus riparius is the source of this 1641-nucleotide messenger RNA. The record is from the annotation of a GenBank genome assembly. Lineage: Eukaryota; Metazoa; Arthropoda; Insecta; Diptera; Chironomidae.
AUGCAGGAAGAUAAUGAGACAGAGUCUUUUGGCUCUAAUCAUCAAGUGGAAUCAGUACCUCUUACAUCCACAGACGAGAUGGGAAUCUCAACGUAUAGUUUCAAACUUGAGGAUGCAAUUGCAAAGGCAAAUUUCGGAAAGUUUAACUACGUUCUUAUCACCCUAUCCGGAAUAAUUCUCACAAGUGGCAUGCUUGACAUAACCAGUAUGGGAAUGGUUCUUCCGAUAGCACAAUGUGAUUUAAAUUUAAGUAACUCACAUAAAGGAUUUUUGGGUUCUGUAACAUACAUUGGGGUGAUUUUGUCGUCUCACUUUUGGGGCUUUGCUGCUGACACAAAAGGUAGAAAGAAAGUUUUAGUUCCAGCACUUAUUCUGUCAUUUGCAACUGCAACGAUUUCAAGUUUUGCAACAUCGUUUUGGUUUCUGGCUCUCAUGAGGUUUCUGAACGGAAUAUUCAUUUGUGCAUCACAAUCGAUUAUUUAUGCAUUCAUGGGAGAGUUUCAUGUGCCGAAAAGAAGAGCGAAAAUCAUGAUGUUAGCAUCUGUUGUUUAUGGCAUUGCAUCGCUUAUGAACCCUAUUAGUGGAGUUGUUCUAUUGAAUUUGGUCGAUUGGAGCUUUUACAUACCGUUCUUGGAUUUACAAUUUAAGACAUGGAGAAUGUUUCUCAUCGUAUGUACGAUUCCAAAUUUAAUAUCAGCAAUACUUUUGAUCUUCUUAAUACCCGAGUCACCAAAGUACACAUUCUCCCAAGGCGAUGAAGCAAAGACAUUAGAGAUCCUCAGAGAUAUAUUUCGUAGAAAUACAGGUAGAUCAAUACUCGAAUAUGAGGUCAAAAGCUUGAUUAAGGAUAAAGAGUUCAAUGAAGCAAAUUCUAAAGCAUCAAAGGGAUUUUUCAAAUUCAUGUGGACACAAACUGCUCCAUUAUUCAAACAUCCACAUAUGAAAAACACAAUGACUGCAUGCUACUUACAAUUUUCUAUUUUGAUAACAAUCAAUGGCUUUUGGACAUUUUUUCCUGAAAUACAGAAUAAAACUUAUAUAUGGAUGGCAAAUCAUCCAUCUGAUGCUACAUCAACAGUUUGUGGAAUUCUUGAAUCAUUCCAUCAUAAAAAUCAAACAGUUGCUGCUAUUAAGAGCUUAAGUCACUGUACUACACAUUUACGAAUUGAUACAUUUAUCAACAUUACUAUUAUUUCCGUUUUGUACACAGUUGGAUGGACUGUUUGUUCAUUCAUCAUUGAUUAUACUGGAAAGCUUUUAAUCAUUGUAUUGAUUAUGCUUAUUUGCGGAAUCUGUAGUGCUUUGAUGAUGUUUGUCAAUAUCCCAAGCAUAUCUGUAUACCUUUAUGUUAUUUUACAAACGGCUGGUCUUAAUAUGACAAUCAUUAAUUCAUCGACAGUUGAACUAUUCCCAACUUCAUUAAGAGCCAUGGCAGUUUCAAUAUCAAUGAUGGUCGGUAGAAUUGGAAGUGCAGUUGGAUCAAAUUUCUUAGGAUUUGCAUUGGAUAGGUUUUGUACUUAUACAUGGCUGCUACCUUGCGUAUUAUUACUAUCAAGUGGACUUCUCUCAUUCACAAUACCAGACAUUGGAAAGAGAAGAAAGCAUGAGACAACUUCUCAUACUCCUCAAAUUAAAAUGUAA